UGGGCGCCGGGACUCGGGGCGGGAGGACGUCCUUUGUUCGCGCGCGCGCACGCACGCCGGUGCACACGCAGUACACGUUCUUUUCGCUGGAAUUGGGCGAGCGCCUACACGUGCCGUCCCCUUCGAAGCGGAAGUUAAUGGCGUUACGCCACUUCCUGUUAGGGCGGGAAAAGUUGAUUUAUCAUGGUCUCUCUGGCAACCAGACUAAUUCCAAUCUGAUUGUUUGCAAAAACAAAAUUCACCUUCAAAGGAUGAAGAUUUGUUGACAUUGAAGAUAUUCAAAGGAGUGUGCCAGAAGAUUCUGAAGCCCAAUGCAUCAGUGGAGUAAGGGGAAAAGAUGAGUAAAGGGAUAUAAAUAAUUUAAUUUGUAACUCUACUCCUCAAAUUACUAAAUUGUAUAUAUUCUUUAACCACAUAACAACACUGCUAGGCAUAUAUUCCAAAGAAAUAAAGGUCAAAGAUGGAAGGAAAGAAAACAAAUAUACAAAAGUAUUAUGGCAGUAUUUUUUGUUGUAACAAAGAACUCCAAAGUGAAUGCCCAUUGAUGAAUGGCUAAAUAAAUUUUAUUAUGUAAAUGUAAUGAAAUAUUAUUACAUCUUAAGAAAUGAUGGAAAAAGAGAAAUUCAGAGAAACUUGGGAAGAUUUCUUGGAACUGAUACCAACUGAAGUGAACAGAACCAAGAAAAAGUUAUGCAAUGAUUAACAGAGGUGUAAAGGAAAACAACUUUGAAAGACUUAAUUAAUUGGACAAUGCAACAACUAAACACGAUUUCAGAAGAUUGACAAUAAAGCUUGCUUCUCACCUCUUGUGAGAAAGGUGGUGGAUCCAGAGAUGCAAUAUUAGGAGGAUUGUACUGAAGGGGAAGCUGAUGGAUUAUAUCACCUCCAUUGCCAUUAUCCCCCUGCUGGUUGGCUGCAUGGGAAUCUUCGGUCUCUUCAGGUUUCUACAAUGGAUACGAAUGAAGGCCUAUAUCCAGGAUUCUGUAGUCGUGAUUACAGGUGCAACCUCUGGACUGGGAAAAGAAUGUGCUAAAGUUUUUUAUACCGCUGGUGCUAAGUUAAUUCUUUGUGGACGAAACAAUGAGAGGCUAGAAGAGCUCAUCAGAGAACUCAUUGCUACUAACAUAAAAAAGACACACAGGCCUCAUGCCGUAGUCUUUGACCUUGCUGAAUCUAAAACUAUAGUCCCUGCAGCGAAUGAAAUUCUCAAGUACAGUGGCCAUGUGGACAUAUUAAUCAAUAAUGCAGGAGUCAGCUAUCGGGGCACAAUAAUGGACACUGCACUGGAGGUGGACAAAAAAGUGAUGGAAACAAACUACUUUGGUCCAGUUGCCUUAACCAAAGCAAUUCUACCAUCCAUGAUAGAGAAGAAACAAGGUCACAUUGUUGUGAUUAGCAGCAUUCAAGGCAAAAUCAGUGUUCCUUUCAGAUCAGCAUAUGCAGCUUCCAAGCAUGCAACCCAAGCCUUCUUUGAUUGCCUGAGAGCAGAGGUGGAGCAGCAUGAUAUUGAAGUGACUGUAAUCUCUCCUGGCUAUAUCCAAACCAAUCUCUCUCUCAAUGCCCUGACUGCAGAUGGAUCCACAUACGGAGUUAUGGACAAAAACACGGCCAAUGGCAGAAGUCCUACAGAGGUUGCUUAUGCUGUCCUCACAGCAGUGGGGAAGAAGAAGAAGGAAGUGAUGGUGGCAGACCUGUUGCCUUGUUUGGCCGUCUCCCUGAGAACUCUGUUUCCUCGGCUCUUCUUCUACAUCAUGGCCAUGAGAGCCAGAAAGGAAAGGAAAGGAAAGACCUCUUAGUCUUACUUCAGAGAGGCUUCAUCCAAGACCAAGCACAUGCUGCCAUAUCUUGGUUGGUUGUGGUAUACGCAGCAAUUGAACCAAUGGAAACAUUAAUUAAAAGGUCUAAUCAGUGGGGAAGGUGGUGGAGCUGUUUGCAACAGGUCACUGGGCAGCCUCUUGUGGCAGGAAAAAGGAACUGAGCUCAAAAGGGAAAGGAAUGAAACUUCUAUAUUCUGGAAACUAACUGUGAAUCAAAUGAAUGGUACCAGCAGUCUGAUGGGCACAAUGUGUACCUGCUGGAGAAACUAAGCUGCCAGUUCUGCUCUCUCCUAUCAGCCAGUACAGUCCUUUGGGCCAGAAGAAAUAGCAAGAUAUCUAUCUCUUGUGGUGGUUUGACAAGCCUUGGCCUAUUUAGCCUAUUAAUCUUCAGCACACAACUCAUCCCUAGCCCUUCCUUUCUUCUGUCCAUUUUAUAGAAUUGCUCAACCGUUUGGUUUUUUUUAUCCUGACCUGUGAAUUCAGGUGUAUUGGGAACUUUAGGUGUGGAGAUUCCUUCCACUUGUCAGGCAUUUUUCUUAGGCAGUUUUCUUGGGCACUGAGAAGCUUAAGUAACUGUUAGUAUAUUUCAGAAGUAGGACUUGAACUCACGUCUUCUGACUCCAAGGUCAGCCAAGGUCCACAACAUCAUGUUGCCUAUCGUUCAGUAACUGAACAAUCAUCUUGGCAUUUAACCUCAAUGUUGUAAUGACGCUGGACUUAGGAGCUUCGACAUAUCCCAGAUUUUAGUGAAAUUAGAAUUUAGAGAAAUGCCAGAUUGACCCCUAUCCAAUGCAAUCCAAUAUAAAUGUAAGGUGGCAAUUAAAGCCCAGCGAUAGGAAUUGAGCACUAGCUACUGGUGGCAGUUUAUGGCCCAGCUAUAAUCCAAAAGCUGGAAUUCCGAAAUCUCCUUAGGCAGAGGGAGUGACUGAAAGCGAGCAGCAUGUAGCCCGUCGGAGGAUGCACUGAGUAAUUUGUUAGCUCUCUGACUCCUGUGUUCUGAACCAAAACACCUUCCUUAUUUAAUAUAACUGGGUUGCGAUCUAGUGAGCAGAUCAAAUUCUGUUCUGAGGCUUAAGAAACCAUUUCUAUUAACUGAGUAAUGCCUUUAAUGGGUCCAAUGGAGAUUUCCCCCAUCUAGAUACACAGGCCACAGGUCCGACCAGCACAGUACAUGCCUGCGUGCCCCUUGGGGGGAGGGGUUAAUCUGUAGUUACAAUUCCUGGGAAGGAGAAUUGGGGGGUGUUUUUUCUGGUUUCUGACCUUCCCCAAACCAGGUUGUCCUGGACAUUCCGGGGAUUCUCGGUUGUGCUGUGGAAGAUGCAGGAGGUGGUUCUUUUCCUACCCAGAGCACUUGCAGACACUUGAACUUGCUGUUGCUAGGCCCUUAUCAGGAUAGAGACUUUUUCCAGCUUUCUCAGCAGGAGGUGAGACUGUAGCUAGUAAUUGAUCAAUAAGCCCGAGACCUGGAGGCUGCUUAGAUUUCGGAUUCCAAUUUCAUUCCUCUCAGUAGGGGUGAAUAUGACCAUGUUGUUCCAUUGUAUCCUUCCCUUCAGUGAAUAUCCCCCAAGUACAGCUGUACCUUGAACUUGUGUAUCUACAAUAUUAAAUAAGAACAUUUACAA
This is a messenger RNA of Monodelphis domestica (gray short-tailed opossum), 3439 nucleotides long. The record is from RefSeq and is a predicted model, not a curated record. NCBI's taxonomy places the organism in Eukaryota, Metazoa, Chordata, Mammalia, Didelphimorphia, Didelphidae.